This is a messenger RNA of Symbiodinium necroappetens, 1839 nucleotides long. NCBI's taxonomy places the organism in Eukaryota, Dinophyceae, Suessiales, Symbiodiniaceae. The record is from the annotation of a GenBank genome assembly.
GUAGCGCCACUUGGAUCAUCAUCUGGAAAGCUGCAGGAAGAUGAUGUGCUCCUGGAGAUUGAUGGUGUCGAAAUUAGCCAGGACGGUACCGUUCCUUUGCGAGACAACGAGCGAAUCCACUUCUUGCACAUGGUCACGAAGCGCAGCGCCGGAUACGAGUCCGUUCAUCUCAAAGUCUGGCGUGAGAAGAGCGAGCUCGAGGUGGACAUUCCCCUGAGACCGGACCGCUGGUUGGUUCCACGCAUGGAUAGCUACGAUGCUGCUGCCGAGUACACGAUUGUUGGUGGCCUUGUCUUCAUUCCUCUCAGCCGGCCGUGGGCCGACCUGAAAUGCAAUGAGAAGCAAUGGAACCAAGCACGUGCACUGAUGAACCAGUAUGUGGGCCAAGCUCUGUCGGAGGAGGGAAGGCAGGUCAUCAUCCUUUCCAAGCACGACCCGUCAAAGCAAUCUUGUGGUGGAUUGAUGCGGGCAAGCCGCCAUGGCUUGGUAAGGGCAGCUGCCAUAGGGUUCGGCCUGGGCCACUGGAGUUGUUUCGCUCCACGGGCGAUGGCAGGCCCACAGCGGCUUCAAAACUUCGGCGAGCUUCGGCUGGACACUCGAGGGCGCAUCGUGAUCGAAGGGAGCGCGACGGUCAGCCUUCUGGAUGCCUGGAGAGCGCUGUGGGACCACGUGGGCCUGGUGGGGCAGGAGAGCGAAUUGGCCCCGUACCUGGUUGGUGCCAAAGACGUUUGCUCACGUGGCGAGCUGAAGCUCAGGGCACUCGCUUACUUUGCCGGCACCGAAGACAAGGACUGCAUUUUGCACAUCUUGGAUCAGCUCGACUCCAAAGCGAGGGACGCAGCGGAUUCGCUAAUCCAGAAGCACGCAGCGAGAGGAAUGCCGGAAGACCGACAGGAAGCUGUUCGGGCAAAAGCAGCAGCAGCCAAGCCAGCCGCCCUCGAGGCACUGAGCGCCGCGCGCAGCCGUCUACGCGGCUCUGGGACGGCAGACUGGCUGCCGAAUUGGGUAAGACGCCAAGACAUUCUGCAGGCAGCCAUAGCCCAAAUCGAUUCCAGCGAGGAUGCAGAUGAUGCCCAGGCGCGCGGGAAGGCACAAGAGAGAGAUGCAGGCCAGUGGCUGCGGCAGCAUUCAGGAAAAGACGCAGGUCAAGAAGGCUUGUUUGGCGAGCUGGCAGACGGUGAGUGCAUGACAUUCAUAUCCAAUUUGAACGUCCUGGGCUGUGCAAGCCGGAGAACGGUUCCCGAAGGCAUCAAGGCAGAGGUUGAUGGGCUCCUGCUGCGCGGGGAUCCUCCGGAGUUGGCAGCGAUUGUUGAAUGCAAAGCCGGCACUGCAAUCUAUGGUGACCUGCAAAAGCUGGAUGCAUUGCUGGAGUUCCUUGAGUCGGGCGACGAACAGGUGGCCCACUUUCAGGUAGCGAAGCCAGGAACAAAUGCACCGCGAGAGCUAGCUGUGCAACUUCCACCGGACGGCGCUCGUUCGGUCAAGGUGAAAUACUUCUUGGGUGGUCUUCCCGAAGAUGACGCAGGCGAGAACUCCUUGGCGAGUCUGCUGAGGCCUUCGGUGGCCUCGCAAGAGAAGGGCAAGCUGCUCUUCCGGUCGUUCCCUCCAGGGCAGCAGCUUGAGGAAAGCCGCCUGGAGCUCUUAGAUGUGCCGCCUGACACCUGGCUGGUACAGGCCACCAUGGCAGAGGCCGAGGUCGUGAAGGCACAGCAGCGCGUGGACGAGUUUCUCGACGACGUACGCCGCCGCUACGAGCAGGGCCGCAUCUCCUUCUUUGUGCGAGAGAAAAAGUGGAGUCCCAGAGUUGCGUUGUUGUGCCGCCCCGAGAUAUCGAGUUGA